GCUCAUUGGAUGGUGUGUGUGUCAGCAUCAGCAUGUGUGUGUGUUAUUGGUUCAGAUGAAGUUCAGAGCAGAACCAGGAAGAGCGACACCAGCAGCACUGACACACAGCAGAACCUUCGACGCUUCACGCGGAUCGUGUGUUAGUAUUCUCAGGAAGCAUGUGAUGACCCAUGUUUGGAAAAAAAAGUUCCCUCACCAAGUAUCAUGGUGAGGGGCGGGGCCACAUAGAAAGGAGGUUACAUGGUGAAACUGUGGGUGGAGUCUGGCCUGCGUGUUUAUUGCGAGAAGGCAAGACAAAGGACAUGGCAAAAAAAGUCAAGCCAAAACGUUUAAUGAAAAUGGGUAAAACUAAGAAGGACAUAUCCAAGAGAAAGCUGAGAUCAGAGCGCUAUCGGAAGCUUUACCCAUUACGGCGAAGGGGCGGUGCUUCAAAGAACAAGGCUGUGAGUUGUCAUGUUCUGCUUACUCGUCUAGACGUUUGGGAAGAAGACAACAACAAGGGUAAGGCAGAUCAAAGCAGAGUUUCAGGGCACAAAACAAAAUCGAAGUCCAACAAGAAAGCAAAAAACAAGAGGGAAUCGCUGCAUGAAUCCACCAAAACUAUAAAAGAGUCCACCAUUGAUAAACCUUUAACUCAGGAGCCACGCAAACGUAGACUAGCCUCUCUCAACGCUGAGGCCGUCAACAGUCUGCUGCUUGAUAAAGCAGAUGGACCAUCUGGUGCCAAAUUUGCUAAGAAACAAGGAGAUGGUACCACUUCUGCAGAACAAUUAAAGACUUGCCCGAACUCAAAAAAGGCCUCGCAAGCUUCUGAGUCUGAGACAUGCCAAAAUCCCAAGCAGAUGAAGAAAGCCAAGGCAGAAGAGAAGGAUGACGGUGAACUCGGUCUGUACGCUCCCACACCCAGACGCUUAGCUGGACUCAAUGCUGCUGCUCUGCUGAAGCUCACAAGCUCAACGACAGGAAAGAAGCAAUGGCUAAAAAUGGACAAUAAGGGUGUUUGUGCUUCAGAGAAACAUGCCGUUCACUGCAAGCCCAAAGUUCAAAAGUCUAAAAAACAAAGCUGUAAGCAUCCUGUACUGAAAGGCGGCUUUGAAGUGUGCAAGAAUAGAAACUUAGAGUUGAAACUGAAGUAUGAAGGGUCUCCGGAAAGCCAUCGCUUAACCAAACCAGGGUACCAGUCCCGUAGUAUGCUGGGAUAUCCCCUAAAAGCCGUCAAAGAGGAACAGGUGGAGGCAGAGCUGAGUCCGUACUUUUGCUGUCCACCGGAAGGUUCGGUAGAGUACUGCCACAGGUUGGCACUCUUCCUCGGGCAAAAGGCGUAUGGCGAGACCGAGGAGCACCCCGUGACCUCGGUUAAACAUGAAUGCCUGGUUUCUCCUCCUUCACUGGCACACCCCACCCUCACCCUGAGUGCCCAUCCAUGCCUGUGUGCAGAUCCAUGUUACUGUAGUUACUACGUCCACAUUGCUCACACUGGGCCACCAGCAGCCAGUUUGAGCUCACAACCACUACCCUGCGCACACAGUCCCUUUUGCCCUCGCGGGGUUUCUGGAUCCAAGCUGCUGCCCCCCUCGGUAUCACAUGCCUCAGGUAUCCCACACCACGCCUUCUGUAACUCAGUAGGGUCACCCUGCUACCGCGAGGCCUGUACGGUAAACCGGUACACCUUUAGCACCAUGCAGCCGGUCACCAGCAGGGUGUGCCCUUUCUCCAUGAACUGCUCCAACUGCAGCCAUCCAAUCAAAACAGAAGGCUACACCUCAUCUCAAGAAGAACACAGUCGCACAUUACUCGUUCCUCCAGCUUUGCCUCUAUCUCGCCCCCGUGUGCCCAGAGCAAACCCGUCCUCAUCGGCUUUGCCACGUCUUCUUAACACGCUGUCAGACCACACACAGGCAGAAGUCCGGCUUAAGGUGGCUAAAGAAUGCCCUCAAAACACCAAACCACCCAAUGGCUCGCUCGCUAUGGGCCACACAAAACUAUCCCAGAAACAACCAACCACCAGUCCGGCAAGUGCCAAACAGAAGAAGGUGAGCCGUCGCCGGGUCACAAACGGAUGGCAACCUGUUGGAGUGCCCACGGAGAAGGAGGUCUUUAUUGCGGGCGAUGAUGAGACGGUACUGCGACAGUGUUAUGAAGGAGUCGAGCGAGAUGGUGACGUGAUCAGGGUUCGUGACACAGUGCUCUUACGAUCUGGACCCCGCAAGAAAUCCCUGCCGUAUGUGGCCAAGAUUUCAGCUCUGUGGGAAGAUCCCAGAUCAGGAGAGCUCAUGAUGAGUUUAUUCUGGUAUUAUCGACCCGAACACACGCAAGGAGGCCGAGAUCCCAGCAUGCACUGUGAGAAUGAGAUCUUCGCCUCUCGACAUCAAGAUGAAAACAGCGUGGCUUGCAUUGAAGACAGAUGUUACGUUCUGCCAUUAGCACAGUACUGUAGAUUUUGUGCCUUGGUCAAGCGGCGAUCGGAGGGCAUAUGCGACAGCACCCCGGUGGUGCCCACCCCUUCAGACAGCGGCAUCCCUCCUCACCGCCUCGUGCCCGAUGACGUCGACCCUGAGCUGGUGUAUCUGUGCCGACACGUCUACGACUUCCGAUACGGCCGUAUCCUGAAGAAUCUGCAGUAAAACUGCCACACCACCGUAAGUCUGUAUCGCACACUGAAAGGGACCCAGUGAGAGGACAAUCCUACAUGAGGUCCAACGAAACACCCGAUUCAGAGGUAUGUGGGAUCAUUAUACGGACAGAACAUGUUGAUCGACUUUACUGGGCGAGAAGUUGACAAUCUGUCCUAACCCUAACUGCCAAUGCAAGGACUUCCCAUUUAACACAAAAGAAUAAGAGUUCAUUUCUUCAGAGACUCAUUGAAAGUUCGCUCUGUGUAUCAGUUCGCUGAAGGUUCAAAGGUCAUGUACACUGGACUGUCACACUGCUGAAGGCCAAUGAUCAAAGAUCUGAGGGAUCUGAAACUAUGAAGCAGAAGUUGCUGAGUUAAAAUAUCUCCAUUAGUUUGGAAACAGAGUUAGAGUGAAGAAUCGACCAGUACCAGACCCCCUAAAACCCAAACCUGUCAGUCCAAGAAUACAGGAUAUUGCAGCUGACCUGUGAUUCUGUGAAUUAUCACCUUUAACAUGUUGGAAAUAGACUAUGGUGUUUACGAGACCAGAAGCCGAGAUCUGGAUGCGAUCAAGACUGAAAGUUUUAAGACCCAGAACAAAACACUGAGGCCUCCCUUUACACCUGGCAUUAAUAUGCAUAUACAGAAAGUACCAGCAUGGGCGGCGCUAGGGGUGGGCUACUAGGGGCUUAAGCCCUGAAUGUUUUUAAUCUAAAGUUGAUACUAAUAUACAUAUAUUUAUACUAUUAAGUAAUACGAAUAUAAGUUAAUGAUUCCAGGUCUGUCUACAUAGUAUCGAUAAUACCAAAUACUGACUUAGUUCAGUACACACGUGCGCUGUCAUUGUUGGGCGGCUGCUUUCCAACACUCGUGUGUUUGUGCGCGCAUGCAAGAAGAGCGCUCGUGACUCGCGAUUGUCUGGACAUUUGAAAAAUUAUUUUAUUAAAGGAAUAUUCCGGGUUCAAGCUCAGUCAGCAGCAUUUGUGUCAUAAUGUUGAUUACCACAUAAAUUAAUUUCGACUCGUCCCUCCUUUUCUUUAAAUGUGUGUUCCAGAGAGACACUUACAAUGGAAGUCAAUGGGGUCAAUAAUCUGUAAACGUUAAAAUACUCAAAAGUAUAGAAACAAGACAUAAAUAAUGGCUGUGUCUCGUUUGGAUGGAUGCGUCCUCCGGAGGUCGCAUUUGUCAGCCGCAUACGUCUCGUUUCAGAAAAGCGGGUAGGACACUUCGAAUGCAGCCUUCAAAUGCGACCUUCUCUCACGGGAAUUCGGAGGAUGCAUGAGGUGUAUCCUUUGUGGAGACUCACAAUACUUUGCUUCAAUUUGCCCGUAAAUAUGACGUUCAAACGCAAGGAAUGUUAAUUCCCAAGUUGAAGUACUUCAGUAGUUGGGUGCAGAGUAUAUAAUAUGUAUAGUUAUAUGAAUAUAUAAUUAAAAUAAAGUAUUAGACUAAUAGUACACCUGUAAAAUCUAUUUUAUUUUCUCUUUACAUCAUUAUAACUCUCCUAAAAUGUACCUCAUACAUUCCCUUCUAAAGGGACUUUGUCACCUUCUCACUCAAAGCGCUCGCGCUUGUUAAAGAGUGGCGUGCUGUCAUAGCAACCAUGUUACGUUCCGUUUCUGUUUGUCCUACGAAGGCCGUCUCGUUUAAACGAGGCUUGUUUAAAGGAGGACACUCGGUAUACUGCAGCCUUCAAAGGACGCGUCUUAGCUAGCAUGCAGCCUUCCAAACGAGACACAGCCAACAUGUGUGUUAACAUGAUUUUAGUGUGAUAAAAUCACUUACUAACCACAUCUGUGGAAAGUUAUAGACAAUUUUAUAACUUCAUUGCCCUUAAACCCUAAUAUGACUGUAAAUAUGAUGAUUUAAACAACUUUACAGCUCAAAUAAUACAUGAGUUUUAACAGAAUUAAUGUAAGUGCUUUUAUAAAAGUCUUUAAACCCUCCAAAAAUUGGCCCCAUUGACUUCCAUUGUAAGUGUCUCACUGGAACACACAUUUAAAGAAAAGGAGG
Myxocyprinus asiaticus (Chinese sucker) is the source of this 4627-nucleotide messenger RNA. Its product is annotated as bromo adjacent homology domain-containing 1 protein. Lineage: Eukaryota; Metazoa; Chordata; Actinopteri; Cypriniformes; Catostomidae. The record is from RefSeq and is a predicted model, not a curated record. Bases 171 to 2624 code for a protein of 817 amino acids. The transcript has 7 exons. Gene Ontology annotation, molecular function: chromatin binding.